UCCUCUCGUGUCAUCGCCUCGCCUGCCAACUAACUGCAGAGAGCCAUCUCUCUCCUCGCUUUAAACUCCAGCGAAACAGCCGCUCGCUCCACACGCAGAUCGAGCAGCCUGGCCAAGCGCACGAACGAACAGGCAAUUGAUCGUCAGCUGCUAGCUAGUGGCAGCCCAAGAAGGAAUCAACAAUCCAGCCAGAAUCGAGAUGCUGAGACGACUCGCCGGCGGCGGCCGCGCUGCUGCGGUCGUGCUGCUCCUCGUGGUAACGACGGCGACCAGAGUCGCCGUCGCCGACGAUUUCUUCUCCCCUCUCAGCCCCCUCCUCGCCCCUGUAAUCGGGUCGAUGUGCAAGACGGUGGGGUGCGGGAAGGGGAACUGCACGGCGACGUCGGGGUUCCCGGGGUACAGGUGCGAGUGCGAGCCGGGGUGGACGCAGAUGCACGUCGGCGACGACCUCAGGUUCCUCCCCUGCGUCGUCCCCAACUGUUCCAUUGAUCGUGCAUGCUCAAACAUUACAGCACCAGCGCCAGCGCCUGUGCCAUCGCCCAAAAAUUUCUCCUUAUCAACAGAUCCCUGUCUAUUAGCUUACUGUGGUUCGGGAGGCACAUGCAAGAACGGGACAGGACUAAGUUACCACUGCGAGUGCAGAGAGGGUUUCAGUAACCUUCUGAACAUCACCACAAUGCCAUGUUUUCAGAAUUGUUCAAUUGGUGCGGAUUGCGCAAGCUUAGGGCUCCUUCCAUCCUCAAACUCUUCCAAUUCUCCUUCACCACCGGGAUCUGCUAGUAUCUCUAACAAUGGCAAUGCCCCCACAUUUGGACCAAUCUCACAUCAAAUUCUAUUUUCUUUGCUGAUGGUGGUCUCUCUGAUCGUGUGUCAGGCGAUUUAGAUAGAGAAUGGAGCACAGUACAUUAGCACUAGAUGGUUUUAUACCACGGACAGGAUAGAGCAGUUGGCCUGUUUUAGAGACGUAUACCAUUUGGGAUGUUUCUCAUGUUAGUGACACGCUAUGGUUAUUUUGUUCUCUGUGAGAUUUGAUCGUUGGUAUGAAUUAUAAAUUUAUAAUGGAAUAAACUUUAUCUGUGAA
Oryza brachyantha (malo sina) is the source of this 1081-nucleotide messenger RNA. Its product is annotated as protein jagged-1-like. The record is from RefSeq and is a predicted model, not a curated record. The coding region runs from base 200 to 883 and encodes 227 amino acids. Lineage: Eukaryota; Viridiplantae; Streptophyta; Magnoliopsida; Poales; Poaceae. The transcript has 6 exons.